CAGUAACGUGACUUGUAAGAGCAAGAGCAUAAAAAUAUAAAAACGUUUUACCUUGUCUUUCUAAUUUUAUCAGGAUUUCAUUCUUCAUAAAAAAGUGGGUAAAUUAUAGUAGCUUCCACGCACUGCUACCGCGCUUAGCACCUUUUUCUUAAGUGAUUUGAACGUUUUUAACAUCAAUCAACAAAUUUCAGUUAACAACAGCUGUGCUUAGAUAUAGCGUGGGAUUGGAAGCGUAUCACAAAUUCUGUAAUAGUUUGUCAAUACUACGUGAGAAGAAAUCAAAUUGCAAUAUUCAAAUAGAAAUUGAAUACAGGCAACUGACAAAACGAUUGUUUUAUUGUUUGUUCGUCCAUGUCAAUAGUGUAUGAGCAAUUUACAAACUGGGAGGGUCAUAUUGAAGCUUUUCUUAGCCAAUUAUAUACUUUUAAUAAAAUGGCAGACAUUGAUAAAUAAUAAUUUAUUCAUACUUUAUUUCAAAAAAAAUUCUGAGGACCUAAGUGGUAACUAAAGAAAAAUAAGGGGAGAUAAACAAAAAAUUAGAACCAAAAAAGAUAAUUUAAACAAACGAAGGAGAAAACAAGAGAAGGAGAGUCUUUCUUAAUCCAAACAUUUAUAACAAAUGACAAAUAUACACUUUUUCUUUAAUGAAUUCUUUAAUAAAUUCUCAUGAGGCACGACAGUCAGCUUUCAAAAUGUGUGAGUUUUAAUUGUUUCUGAGAGCUAAUGUAAUGUUGAACUCAUUUAAUUGUCGAGUUCAUUUAUUUGUCGACUUGUUACAUGUAUUUUCGAAUAAAUUUCGGAGGUUUAACUACUUCUAUGUCAAUUCAUAUUUCGAUGUCAAAUACUAAAUCACUGGCAAGAAAGGGUCUGAACACACUCCCCACAACAAGAUGGUAAAUGCUAUUCAGUUAUCCUUAUUCGUAAACGCUUUACAAGCGGACACACAAUAAUAUUCAAUAAGCAAACUGUCGCAUGUCGUGCUGUUGUCACAAGUGUCCUGUAAUGAAAACACCUCUUUAUUUUAUUGGAUUUGCUCUGCCGAUUUCUGUUUGAAUUUGCUUUGUUAAUUUUUCAACAAAGUUUCUCUAGAACUGAAUUGUAAUUAUCAAAGUAUCAUCAAAUAUAGUACCUGGGUUCCAAUUAUAUAGCCUCGGGGUAACCCUGACUCUUUAUUGCGCGAAUUUGGAGUCAUAGUAAAAUCAAAUACUGAUGAUAUUUUCCUUGAAUAGCAGAGCAAGACAUUGCUAAAGUAUAUAACUAAUAUAUGUGAACAGUAUUUGUUGUAUCUCCUGAGUUAUGGCCCCUCAUCCUCUGAGUUAUUGCCACUCUUUCGCGUUCAGUUUGACCAGUUGAAACCAGAAAACUGUCAACCUGACAGUGUGCGCGAAACUGUGCUUUUGUGCCAAGGCGAAUCCAACAUCCUUAACUUGCAACAAUAAUACAAGUGCGUUCUGGCUUACGCAGAUAAUUUUUCAAAUAUGUGCGAAGGUGGGUGUUGCGUUAAGAUAAAACAACUCUUAUCUUAAUUAUUUGCCGUUGUCAUCAGGCAUUUUGCAACAUUUAGCCUUGAAUGUUUGUGCAUUAUUAAAAUAUUUAGAUUUUCUUUUCAUUGGUAUGCCGUUCGAAUGAAAACAGUUUUGUGAUGGCUGAAUGUAUACAUACAUACUUAUGCAUAUGUGUCUGACAAAAAGGUCAGAGUAUUUUUAAGAAUUUUAGAAUCUUUAUUCGGAAGUUCCUACAUUUGUCAACGUUCUUGAUAAAUGUUUACCUUUAAAGAAGUUACUAAGAUUUCUAACAUUUUAUGUGAGGCAGCAGAUAUUAUCCACAUUCCUCUGUUGAAGCAUAUGCAUUCUGCCAACAUUUUAACCAACAUGCACUAUCUAGAAUGAGUAUCCCGGUCUCAAAGUUAGCGAUUUUUGUCUUUCAACAUUCGAAAUAUCUAUAAAAUGCUUCUAUGAACGCAAUAUACUGUGUACCAACUUUAGUAGUCAUGCCACCGUAACAAUUUUACCUUUUAUAUACCUAAUAUUUUCUUUAUAUUUCACAAAGUGAGUAAUAAAACAUGUAAUGAACUAAAAUUGGCUAAAUCACGCAUUUACACUUAUGCUUAAAGCUUCGGAGAGCAUCUGUGUUAUAUGACGUUAUCUCACAAAGGAGGAGCCUACCAACAAGUAUUAGGUCAUCUUCGUAUGGUCAAUAGAUUUAUAAAAGACGCAACAGUUUGUAAAAAAUGAACUGGUUUGGAAAGUGUGAGUAUUUAAUAAAUCCUUUAAUUAAGGACCUUUUUUCUUAUUUGGUGUUCCGAAAAAAAACAAUAUUCAAAAUUUGAAUAACUACGAAGUUAUUUUGAGCUUUUGUUAUUAAAUUCAAGUAAAUCAAUGAUUAUUAUUAUUGAUUUUUGGAAUUAUUCUUUGUGUGAGUUAUUUCUGAUCGAUACGUUAAGUGGAAACUUCGAAAUUGAUUAAAAUGUCAAUUCCUUAUGGCUUUAGAUUUAGAGCAAAUGCAAAAUAUCUUCCGUUUAGGUUGGGUUACAAUAUUUUUAACCUCAUCCAUUUUCAGAAUUUCACAAAGAUAAAUUGCAUAACCUUUUUAAUGAAAUCGUGCCAUCUAAAAUAUUGUUGUAUUUCACACUAUAGACAUACAUGUAGAUACAUAACCUGAUCUCGAUUUGUGAUAUCUGCAAUGUGGGUGAUGCUUUUACGGAGACCAUCGCAGGUGUAUGUAUGUAUGUUUAAUUUUUAUUUGUUUUUUGUUUCGUUUGGUUGUGUCGGUUAUAGCUUGAAUUUGUUGAACGCAUCUUUGCUGUUAUGUAACAGUAAGAGGCACAAGACAGUGAGACGUGUUAUACACAUGUUAUUAAAAUAGUACACAAAAUAAUUAAAGCAACUUAAAAUGGUACCGCACCAAAAACUUCUUCACGGAUAUGUAAACUAACUUUACUUUUUAUUAAUUCAAUAAUCAUUAGUGGUAAUAUUUUCAUUACCGGUUUUGCUUUAUAGAACUACUAACGUGAUUUUCUUCAUCAGCAUUGGAAUCAAAUUCAAGUUAUACGUAGUUUAUAAUUUUAAUUAUUUAACAAAUUUGGUGUUGUAGUGCUGUUUACGAUUUUUAUUCGACUUUAAUUUAACAUUCACGUAAAAGUUAAACACUGUAGAGUUCUCUUAUGUUAAACCCUUUACAGAAUGAAAAUUGUAGUGAAAUAUCUACAGCAUAACGUACGCUAGGAGUAUUUUGGUUUUCCUUCUCACUGUCAAUGAACUAAAAUUCCAGAUAUACUCGUUCAGUGCUAACAGCUUUGAAAAGAGUAUAAAAUGCGGGCACCAGUGAAGCUACAGUUGAAUAUUAUUAUCAGUCAACGAGGAGAAUCUCGCGUUUAUACAUCGUUGCGCGCGUUAAUACACAGUCCUUGUCAUAUCGAAAUAUUUAAACAGAAGAUUGUGAUAGCAACUAGCUGUUGUGUACGUGCGAAAAUACUAAUUUAUAAUUCGCUUGUUUUGGGGUUGCUCAUACGACACGUUGGUCCGGACGACCGAUAGAAACGUAGUCCACGUUCGAAAUGAGAAUAGAGGAAGCAAUUAAUGUAAAUAUAACAUCAUACAUAGUAUGAACUAAGCGUAUUAAUUAAUUAAAGUCCCCUAAUCGAAGAGAAAAAAUAUUGCCGAUUAUUUUAUUCGAUCAUAGUUUGCAGCGUUAUUAGAUUUUACGCGUACUGAACUUAGAACCUAAAACAGUUAACAUAACUAGCUACUGAAAAAACGUAAAAGAUUAAUCUGAAAUGUGUACAUUUAUACAUAUGUAGUUGUAUUAAUUAUUUUAUUAUACAAUACUAAAAAAAUUUUUGAUACAAUUUCCAUUAAGCACCCGAAAGAAAGCCAAUUAGAGAAUGUUAUUUUCAAAAACAUUUGAAAUUAUAAUUUUCAAAAAAAAACAAUGAAAAUAUAAACAGAUUAUUGCAUAGUAUACUAGUAGGAUCAACAACGCUUCCACAUACACAAAUAAAUUUGCUUUCAGUUGACUUCAGCGGUAGAGAUACGCUUCAAUAAAUAAUUAAGCAUAACUUUCGGAAGAAAUGAAGUGGACCACAUACUAAACUAUAUGAAUGAAACAUUUCAAAUCAAAGUGAAUGAAUUUAAAGAAUUAAAAAAUUCAGUCAAAUUAAUUAUUAAAUAAUAGCAUCAAUUCCAAUUUUCACAAAGUUCGCGAAAUCAGCAACGAACAAGUUUAAUAGUGUAAACUCAUACAACUCUCCAUUGUCAUUUUUCAAGGUUUCUAGACCAAGUUUUGAAGGUACACAGUCAAAGUGCAGUCAAACAAAACAAAUAAUAUGCACACUUUCACCAUUAUGUCAAUAACCAAGCAACGAAAUGUAAAGUGUAAUCAGAAUAAGUUAAUUUGUGAUGAAGAAGUAUAUGAAAGUGGAAAUAUUACACAUUCCCCUAAGAGUUUCUGAAUUUCCCUGGAAAAUAUAUAAAUGUACAAAUGUGGUGUAUAAAUACAGCAGCAGACAUUGAUUACUCCAUGUUUCCGCAUAACCAAUAUAAAGUUUUAAUUGUCUUGAAAAAUAUGAAUAUUUCCAACUGGUUGAUUCUAUUCGGUGUUUUAACAACCAUUCCAGGUUCGACGUUGAAUGUUAUGGAGAGAGUAGCAGUGACGUCUACCAAAGCCGUGACAGAUAUGACAAUACCAUUGGUGUUAAAAACAGUAGUAUCAGCUACUAUGCAAAUAAAUACAGAGGCUGAUAAUUUGAAAACAUAUCGAACAAAUAAAGAAAGUUCUAUGCAAACGAGUUUCGACUCACUAAAUUUGGAGAAAUCGACGAUAGUGCCGACACUACCGAAUCAACUGAGUUGGGAUAUAAUACUUAAAACUAAGAACCAACAUGCAAAAGAGAAAUAUUCCAUUCAAGAUGUCCAAGGAAACUUAAAUAAAACAUCUGAGGAUGCUGAGUUGUCCACUAUGAGAUCUAUAAAAACAACUACGGCAUCAGCAAAAGCCAAAUUAUUAAGAGAAAACUCAACGCAAUCAAUAACGAAAGUUGAGGUGGUAACAAAGCGAACAAAAGGAGUAUUGAAUGUGACAGGGAUAACUAGUAUGAGUGUUGGGCGAAAAUAUUCAGAAGGAACUACCAAAACAGGGGUAAGUGUCCCAUCGGCUCGGUCAUCUACCAUUAUCACACCGCAACAAGAGAUACAAUUAUUUUCAAUAACUGGUACAAAUCAGAAAUACGCACAUCAGAAUCAGCAAAACAUGACUAGUGGUCAAUACCCCUCCAGAGAGCACGACAUUGACAAUAUCAAAUGUAAUUACCAUUACGACUACAAUAAGAAGUAUUUGAUGAAAAAAGAUGAUCACAACAACGGUAUUGUAGAUGAACGUGACAGUAGACAUAUUUGUAGUAAUAAUCAACGUCACACUACUCUUUAUGUGCGAUCUGAGGCUCAGAGAGAAAACCGGCACCGCAAUGACUACGACUUAAAUAAUAGCAAUAUGCCGAUGAAACAGCAAAAACAGUCGAUGAGAAAAUUACGUCAACAACGAACUCGUCAAGUACGGCAGCAACAAUUUAAUUUAACAACAAUCGCACCUAUUAGAGUGCAGGAAGUGAUGCCACAGACCGAAAACUACGAGCAUUUGAUCGACAAAGAUACCAACAUAAGACGGUUCACAACGUUUUCGAACCAAAUAGUACACAGUAAAACUAAUGCAUCGCGAAGUUCGAACGCUCUACUGACACUUUUAACAACUACCUAUAUGCCUUAUCCGGACACAACAAUGGAAGUAGGAAAAACAGCUGUUGGGCAGAAAGUUGUAAACAUCACAACAAUUGAGUCGUCGAUUCCAACGGUAUCACUAAAAACAAUGAAAUCCACGACGAAGCGACCACUACAUACAACUACACAACUGCCAACCCCUUUAAUCGACGACUACCGGUCGGUGAUUAGUCAGGCAGGUACACAUGCCUAUCUCCCGUGUAAUGUGAAGCAGAUUGUGAAAAACCCGAUAUCCUGGUUACGAGUUCGCGAUGGACACAUUUUAACAGUCGAUCAAACGACUUUCAUUUCUGACCAGAGAUUUCAGCCAAUUUUCACACCGAAUCCUGAACGUUGGUCACUACAAAUCAAAUAUGUUCAACUUAAAGAUGAAGGUACUUACGAAUGCCAGGUAUCUACAGAACCAAAGUCGAGUGCCAUCGUCUCACUUAGAGUAGUGGAACCGAAAACGGAAUUAAUUGGGGAGUCCACCCAACAUGUCACAACUGGCAGUGAAGUGAAACUACGUUGCAUUAUUACUCAGGCACUGGACCCGCCAGUUUUUAUUAAUUGGUUCCAUAAUCAGAAGCAGAUUUAUUUGCAUAGCCGGAGGGGAUGGCGCACGGAAAUCGAACGCGUCGAAUUACCUAUAUCUGAUUUCUCAACGACUUCAGAUAUAACAACCUCAACAAAGAGUACACCCACAAUAACAACGACAGCAACAAUGAAUAAUGUAGAAAGUACAACAACAAUUAAUCCGCCAACAGGAUCUGCUACAGUCUCUUCAGCAAAUGCCACAACAACAGUUGAUGACACUUCUAUCGACUUUGGAACUGCGGGAAAAAACACGCCGGUAGUUCACGCGACAACUAGAGACGGAGAAUCGGCAACCAAUUUACCACUCUCUAGAUUAGGGACAGACGUCGUGGACGAUUUAUUGGAUAACCACGAUAGGUUUGAAUUUGGCACUGGCAACUUUGGCAACGCCACUUUCUCACAGCUCCCCACCACGGCGGCGGCAGUGGUCACCAUAUCAACACCAGUGCCAACCAAAGUAAGCACUACUCAUUGUCCGCCAACUACAUUGACAAUAACGACAACGAGUACACUAUUGGCAGCAGUGGAGGUACGACAAGUAACGACUGCAUCUUUAAUAAUACCAUCGGUGAAGAAAAAAGACUCUGGCAAUUACACCUGCAGCCCAUCCAACAGUGCUCCUAAAACAGUUGUUCUUCACGUUCUCAAUGUUAAUAUAAAAAGUAUGUACAUAUGUACUCUAUUGGUGAUAUAGUAAACGCUAAAGCGCUGCAAAAUUUAUUGAAAGGGUUUUGAAAAUUCAGAACAUUCAUUGUACGUGUUCGAUCGGAAGAAGUAACUAUUUUAAAGGCGACAACAAUAAUGUGGACUAAUGAAUUAAUAUUUUUGUCAAAAAAUCCCAUUAUUUUGUAUGUAUGCAUAUGAUGUCCAAUUAUUAAUUUAUUUUCUGACAAUCAAUGAAAAAUUAAAUUAAAUUGUUUUAUCACCACUCUAUAAAUAAUUUAAUUUACAUAAUACGAACAAAAUAUGUCAUUAACACCGACUAACGACGGGCGGCAUGAAUGUUUCUGAUCUCUUGAAGCAAUGGUGACCGUGUGUCAGUAUUGGCCAUUCGUUAUAAAGUGUCUUGUGUCUUGUAUGUAUGUUUUGUGACGUGACUGUAUUUCUUCCAAUUAACUAAUAAUUUAGAAGGUUAUUGGAAAUCUAACACUUCCUUAACGAUGCUGUCAUGUAAAAACGAUAUUAGCUAUUACCUAUUUGUCACAUUGUUCGAUAGACAUUGGUGUAAUUUUUUUAAUAUUUCACAAUUUGACCCACAUAUUCGCCAUAAAGUCCACUAGAAUCAUCAUCAUAUAGUUUGUAUGUAUGGACACGAUUUUGUUCAUUUUUGGCACAGAUGCACUCAAGUAGAUAUCCUUUGAAUUUAUUUAGAAUAUUUAAGAGAUUUAAGUAUGUAUAUUUUCGGUAAAAGAAGGUCACAAGCACUGAGGUGUUGAUAUGUUUUGAGUUCAAUUUCGAUGAUUUUAAGAUGGGUGAUGUCACACUAGAAACGCAAUAUGUGUGUAAAGUUUUGUUCCGAUAUCACCACUGGUGCUUAAUUUACAGAUUGCUAAGUGAACGAAUUAAAUGGUCUUCAAAAUUGUGUUAUAAGGUAAGUAGGCGUGGUUGUAAACCGAUUUCCUUUAAACUAUGCUAUAGGGAUGCCAAGGAAAUGUUACGAACCAAAUUUUGUUGAAAUUGGUCGAGUAGUUUCUUAGCUAUCGCUUACACGGACAGACGGAUAGACAUCCGGAUUUCAACUCUACUCGUCACCCUAAUCACUUUAGUGAUAUAAACAAACAUUGGGUGAACAUGUUGCAAGAGUAUAAAAAUGUAUAUGAAGUUUUUCAACGCGAAGUGAGAUAGAAAACCACACAUAUGUACCUACAAUGUACAUGCACACUACAAUGGUGCAUUAUGGCAAGCGUCGAGUCGUAACAUUUGUGUAUAAAUUCUAUGUUUACAGCUUUAACGCUGUACAUUGUUUGGGGAAAAGACGAUCUAAUUCAGUUUUAGCAUUUAGCACAUUUUAGAAAUAUAAUGAAAUGUCAAGAGAAUGAUGAAUUCUACGGCUGAAGCGAAGUUUAUUUAAAGGACAUACAAGAUCGCUGCAAAACUGUUCAGUAUUACUUAUUAAGAGAAAUGUAAGUUACUUAGUAAGUUUAACUGUAAGCAUUCAGGAUUCAAUAUUAUAUAUGUAUAUCGUACUGAAACAAUUAAAAUAUUGCGCCAUAGAAUUAAAAGCAUAACUACCACGAAAUUGUCAUAUGCAUUCUUCU
Molecule: messenger RNA, 8605 nt
Organism: Zeugodacus cucurbitae (melon fly)
Lineage: Eukaryota; Metazoa; Arthropoda; Insecta; Diptera; Tephritidae
Gene: dpr15
Exons: 7
Coding region: 4480-7041 (853 amino acids)
Biological process (GO): synapse organization
Cellular component (GO): neuron projection membrane
Source: RefSeq, a predicted model, not a curated record